Messenger RNA from Hydractinia symbiolongicarpus, 28885 nucleotides. RefSeq lists its product as uncharacterized. The record is from RefSeq and is a predicted model, not a curated record. NCBI's taxonomy places the organism in Eukaryota, Metazoa, Cnidaria, Hydrozoa, Anthoathecata, Hydractiniidae. The transcript has 2 exons. The coding region runs from base 1 to 1629 and encodes 542 amino acids.
AUGGGGCCAGUCAAUUGCGCUGUUGUUGAAUGCACUAACAACUCAAGGAUGUUAGAAAAGUGGAAGAAUAGUGAAAUUGAAACUCAUGGUGUGCUGAAAAAAGAAUGUGGCUGUGAGCAACCCUUCAAAUUAUAUUGCUUUCCUGGGCCUGUCAGAUAUUUGGAAAAAAGACAGAAGUGGUUAAAACUUAUUAAAAGAGUUAACCCAGAUAAAAGUCAGUGGCAGCCAAAAAGCAGUGAUCGCAUUUGUAGUAUUCAUUUUGUUGACAAUGUGCCAAGUGUGGAAAACCCUAAUCCUACACUAAAUAUGGGUUAUGAAAUGCGUCAGAGUACUUCAAGAAGAACACUGUUUAAAAACCCAUUACCGUCAGCCAAAAAGAAAUCCAAGAAAAUUGAUGAUAGAGAAACCCUUGGUGUAACUGAAGCAAAUCCUUUCUUGUCACCGCCACGUUCUCCUGAUCAACAAUUGACUGUUGACAUUUUUACACCACCUACGCAAGAUCAUCAGUACUGCCUGUCCGAAGGCACCAAGCAAUGCCUUGUCUGUAAAGAUAAGAAGAGCUUGAUAUUUUCGAUGACGAGAAAAAUUGGGACAUUAUCACGUGAAAACAAAAAACUGAAAAAAGAAGCCCUAUUGCAAAAAAAUCAAAAUACUCCAUUUAGUUCACAAAAGAUUAAAACUGACACCAAAAUGAACUUUUAUACUGGAAUAAUGACAAUUGCAGCUUUUAAUGCUAUUUUUGCACUUCUGAAGCCUUACAUUUCGUGUAUGGUUUAUUGGAAGGGAUGUUCAAAAGCACGUAAAGCAACACACUCUAAAAUAAAAAGGCAAAAUAAUAACUCCAAUACCACCACGAAAAAGCUUUCUGCAAAAAAUGAGUUUUUAUUGACAUUAAGGAGACUGAGACUUGGUCUGUUAAAUGAGGAUUUAGCAGAUAGGUUUUGCAUCUCCACAACAUUAUGUUCUAACAUUUUUACGUCGUGGGUUAAAUUCCUUAGAAAAACAUUAGCUGAUGUGUUAGUUAAUUGGAUACCAAAGGAAAGCAUUUUGGAACAUAUCCCUGAUAUCUACAAGGAAAAGGGGUACGGAAAUGUAAGGUGCAUAAUUGAUUGUUCUGAGAUAUUCAUUGAACGAUCCAAGUCCUUAAAUGUUCAAGCUGUCACAUGGUCAGACUAUAAACUUCAUAACACUGUAAAGUUUUUAAUUGGUAUUUCUCCUACUGGUUAUAUAACCUUUUUAUCUGAUUGCUAUGGGGGAAGAGCUUCAGACAAAUUUAUUUGCAAUGACAGUGGCUUUUUUGAAUUACUAAAAUAUGGAGACAAUAUAAUGGCAGACAGAGGAUUCCAGAUCACAGAGGAACUCCUUUUACGAUACUGCCAUCUAGUUGUACCUCCAGGAGCCAGGUUAAAAUCACAAAUGACAUUUAUGGAAUUCAGCAAAACCAAAUCCGUGGCAAACUUAAGAAUACACGUGGAAAGGUCAAUACGGCGUAUUAAAACUUAUCGUAUCUUGCAGACACCUCUACCAAUUACAAUGCUGCAUCACGUUGAUGAUAUUGUCCGUACAUGUGCUGCAUUUUGUAACUUGAAAUCCAUGUUAAUUCAAAAAGCUAAAAAAAAGGACAGUUAAUUUAUUAUAUUUGAUUAGGUAUAUUUAUGUACAUAGCUAUAGCUGUUUUUUGUAUAAAUUUAAUAUUUUCACGCAUUUGUAAAAAAAAAGUCUUGAUCGUCUAAUGUAAGACACACACCUACAUUGUAUUAAAUCCAGGUUCAAGUCCUGGUCAAGGUAUUAUGAAUGUAAUUUAGAUCAAGACGAUCAUUAGACGAUCAAGGCUUUACGCAAUUUUUUUCUAAAAUAUAUACACAAAAUAUACAAAUACAUCAGUUAGUUUUAAACAUUAAAACUAAAAUCUAUAAAUUUUUCAUAAAAUAGCUUUAUCAUCUCAAUUAAAUUUUUACAAAAAUCUUCAUCAUACAAAAUGUCAUCAAUAACAAAGUCAUGCGAAGUCCAAACCAUAAAAAAACAUUUUUUCAAAUUUUUGCAUACAUUUGCAAUUGACACUGCGUGUAAUAUUUGUGUGAUUUUUUUAACACCUUCUUUCCAUUCCUUUCAACCAGAAAAUCAAGUACCACAUCUGUUGGGGACUUGUGGCUUAUUGAAAAGGGGCACUUUAUUUCCAGACAGCUAGGCGAACAGCAGCAACAAGUCACCAACCCAUCAGGACUAGCACCAACAAACUUCACGUCACCGUCAAUAAAUAAGCCACAAGACCGCACUUCUACAUUUUUAUGCUCUUUCUUUAUUUCUUUUUUAAAUGCGGCUAACGCAACAGGCUCCAUUUCUCUUCCAUAUUUCUCUUCCAUUUUCCGUGGUCUGACUUCUUUUCGGUUAGGUAGCCAUUCACAAGCUUUGGCUGUGCAUGAUGGAUUUGUCAGCCCACAUGUUACUGCAGCAUCUACUCGAAACAAAAGUGCAGCAAUAUGGUUGCAUGUCUCAGACAUUCCUGCCAUGCAGGUGCAGUGUGCUGACAUAAUCCGAUUACUUUCUCCUUUCAGAACGCAUACCCAUAGUUUAUGAGGUGGAUCAUUUAAUCGUUCUGAAGGCCUGCAAUCUCCUUUUUUAAAAAGCAGUACUUUGAAUCUUCGUCAAUCGGAUGGUACAUUAUUGGGCCUAGCCAACCAUUUGUAAAAUAGCUAUAUGCUUUGCUUGUUUUGUAAUCGUUUAGGUCGUCACUCCCCAGUGUGCUAGGAGUAAAGGUUAAAUAAUUAAAAAUAUUUCCAUAUGUAAUCAUUGGCCAAAACGAUACACCGUCUUCCUCCGCUAACCAUCCAGAAGUAAUGUCCAUUGGGUCAGGUAUAACACCAUCUUCAACUAAUAAUUUGCUCACAUACUCUUCGUUUAACUGCUCUUCUACCUGCGCUGCAGUUUUUACCAGCUUUACAUUAUUCUCACUAGCAGAAAAUACCCUUGCCACCAACUCACAUUUCCUUCCAGACACCUUUAAACCCCGCAUUCUUAAAUAUUUUUGUAAUUCUUCAACUUUCAUCUUGCUUAUCAUUUCAAACUCCAUUGUAAAUGAGCGUGUUUACUUCUUCUUGUCCCUCCUAUACUAGUUACUAGUCUUUUCCUCCGACGCGGUGUCAUAAUGGUAGCCGGAUGGGGUUGAUUGGUGUAUGUUAGGAAUAAUCCGAAGAAUAAUCUAUUCACUAUUUCGAAAAGAAAAAAAAUGUUGUAGUUACCUACCAAAUUUAUCUUAAACUUUUUCUAUUUCGAUAAAAUAAAUAUUUUGAACCAAAUUUCAAUAAUAAAAAAAAUAAUAAACUUGUCAGUAAAACAGUACAAAACAAAUUAAUUUCGUACAAACAACUAUAAAUCGUAAUUGAAUGAUCACCCACGUGGUGUAUCUAAAGCAUCAACACUUUGAAUAUAUAUAAACAACUUUUCCGCGUAAAAUUAUUGCUUACAUCCAACUCGCAUUCAGUGAAUCGUGGACUCGCUUUUUUAACUUGGUUCUGAGUCGCGCUGCAUCUAGCCGCUACCCGCCCAGACGUGUUAUUAAUAUCCAGUUCUUCCAAAACUGUAAUUAUGGUAGAACUGACUUGUCAAUGUGAAGAGAACACAAAUAAACAAAUAUUCUUCACUUUGUUAUGCUAUGAAAAACAAUGGAUGGAUCGUGCCUUUCUUUGCCAAUGAGGUGGGUGCAGGGCGUUUCUGUUCAGAAUCAGUAAGGACCUGUUUUCGUCGCCUUGGUUUCCCUAACAAGCCUUUACGUUCCCUAUUAAUAUCCCUAACUUUUACCUCCUUGAGUGCUUCUUUUUACAUCUGGAUGUCUCGAAAUUCUACCACUCGGGUUGAGUCUGAAAAGGCCCCAAUCAUUCCUGAAGUUUCUUCUGUUACAAAUAUGGAAUGUAAGAAAUCAAAAACCCCUGAGAAAUCUUCCGUAAGUCACACCAAAACUUGUAUAAUUAAAAAACCCGAAAAACUUGCUACAAGGUCUUCCAAAACAACAGUCCCAUUGCCAUCUAACCCUGAUUUUAUCAUCAUAUCAUCAUCACAUCAUAUCUCAGCUGCGAAGGAAAGUGCAUUUAAUAUCUUUGCUCACUCAAGUCAUUUAAGGCCGGGCAAAAAAUAUUGUUAUUUUUUUACUGAACAUUUUUUCCGAAAAAAUUAUCGGCAAAUAAUUAAUCAUCGUGCAUGCGUAUAAAAAGUUAAUUUAUGUUUUCGUUGAACCUGACGAGAAAGAAGACACGUAAACAAAAAUGGUGGAUUGUAGGCAGUGGCACUCUGUUUGUGGCUGGUAGCUUUUCGCUGUUCAUUUAUUAUUUCUUCAUUACAUCAUCUCCCUCCUCCAAACAAUUUAACAACAGUUAAAAUACUCUUUCCAACUUGGAAUAUAGUUAUAUAAAAUACAGAUAAAAGCUAAUUAUAUAAUGUAAUAAUAUAAGUUCUCAACCACACUCCUCUAUAAAUUAAAACACCUAAAAAUUUGGUUACUUUGAUAUUCAGCUACAGUUAAAAACAUAUAUAUGUCUAAUAUAAAAAAGCAAAAUAUACUUUUUUCUAACCUAGCUAAAGAGAAACGGAAAAAAAACACUUAUACACCUCUCAUACAAUAUCAACAUUUUGUUCCAUAAAACGACUUUUUUUCUGAAGUUUUCAUGAGGCAAGCAGGGCAGAAAUAAGCAUAACUUCUGGAUGAAACAAGAGUGUUGAUAAGCCACAAAACUUUGUGUAUCGGUAAAACCAAUGAACUAGAGGUUACUGUCUUCGUCUCUAGAAAUAUAUACAUACAGAAAAAAUAUUAUUUUGUAAAGGUAGCUAGCUAGACAAUUCAUAUUUUUUAGCUCCUAGUUUUAGUAAAAUUAUGUAUAGCUAUAAUGUAGUGUAAUUAUGAAAUUAUGUCUGACAUCCUUCAAAGUCCCAAGUUCCAUGUUCUUUUUAGCGCCUUUAUGAUCUUUGUAUGCUGAACCAAUCGUUUGAUGUUCUUGUCAUAUAGGAUAUCUGAAUUUGUUGGAGUUGCUAAGUUAUUUUUUAUUGUGAAUUGGACUUCCCACUGUCUGAUUUUUUCUUUGAUUUCUGUUUCUUUUCUCAACACCGAAGUUUGGAUUCUUGCUAACUUAUCUUGGUAAAUACCAUGAUUCCAUUUGUUUGGGUUUCUUUUUAAUUGAUCUUUCGCUUUGUCUAAUCCAUACACUUCGUCACUUCCUAAUACUUGAUACAGUUUUGAACCUUCUUUUGUUUUGAAUUUUUUUUCAUCGUUAACAAUUGGACUUUCUUUUGUACAAAAUGGUUGUGCCUUUCGAGAUUUCCUGCUUUUCGGGGUUGAAUGGACAAGGACAUCAAUUAGAGUGUUAACCGACGAAUGCGAUACCAUACUUGAAUUUAGACUUUCUCCCGUCGAGCUGGGAGAUGGAUUUAUAUCAGAAUCUACUAUUUUUGGUGUUGUAGUUGGUGAUGGUGUCUUGUUUGUGAGGGAAGGUGUGUCAUCAAGAAUAUUUUCUCCGUCGGUUUCUUUUUCAGUCAUGAAAAUAAUUUUUUCAGCACACUCUUCCUUCUCAUCCUCUGCUGCUUCUAUGGUAAUUUCUUUGCGUACCUUGCUCACUGCCAAAUUUAUAAAUCUCAUUUUAGGUGUAACUGAUGGCAGGACAACUUCACUUUGUUGGCACUUUUCCCAAAUAUUUUUCAGCAUUUUUUCAAUAUCUUUUAGUGUUGUUGAACGAAAGUGGUGCAACUUCGGACCUGCUUGAUGAAAAUCUUUGUUUUGAGAGCCAUCGAAAAACUCUAUACCAUAAUCAUCUUCUCUCCACCAUACUCCUUCUCCAUAACAUACGUAGUCACUCACUCUUUCAAGGUGACAAAGCCAUGAUUUUUUGUGUUUUUCAAUGAAAGUUUUUGUGAUGUAGGUGUUUUUAUUUUUGAGUGAUAUAUCCAGACAUUUAUAUUUUUUCUCAAUGUCAUUCUCGUAGGACUUUCUUGGUACUUUCUUGCUGACUUUUCGUUCCGCUUGAUAACGCAAAAUUAAAUUUCCUAUAAUAUGGCCUGGAUGUUUUGAUGAGGUGUUACCUGUGAUGGAUUUCAACAUGUUGAAGAUUCUUUCAUCGUCUUUACAGUUGAUGGAGCUUCCUGAUAUAAUUCGAUAUUGCAUAGGAGCAUGAAUCAUCAAGUUAUGAAAAUAUUUUCAAUAAAAUUUACUUUGUGUGAUAUUGAUGAAAUCAUCUUUGAAAAAAUCUUUAACCAGGUGGAAAUGCUUGAAAGUCAUGUUGUAUAACUGCAGAAUUUGCCUUGGCGUUCUUUUAAGAGCAUUGGAAUAUAAUAUACGUUGGAUUUCAAUUAAGGUGAGAAGAAUCUCUAAAUUUUCAUAGUCACUGAUUUUAUUUUUCAAUGUUGCAGCCAAUUUAAUUAAUCCUCUUCUGUAAUCGCACGCCCUGUUGUUAUCUCUACCACCAAAUGAAAUCUUAUAUGCAUUUUCAAAGAAUUUUCUUUCUAUUUUGUCAAGGUGAUGUGGCAAUUCGGAUAAAAGAUUUUUUUUAUGUCCUGAAAGAUCGUGCAUCGGAACAAAUUUCGUAAUCUUCAAGAUUGUACUCAAUCAAGGACUGAUUGUUUGGAUUUUGAAAGACUAGACUUGGAACUCUUUGUAUUCCUCGCAAAAUUUUUUUCAAUGAUUUUUCCAUUUUAUCUUUAUUGUUGUAAAUGUCAUCAAACAGCAUUCUUGAUCUUAGCUCCUCUUGCAAUUCUGUUUUAGUUAAGUGUUCAAAUGGAUGUAAAAUGCCUAAGAAAUAGUGAAUCAUUUUUUAAUUAAACUUACAUACUUCUGGUGAUACCACAAUAUGAUUCAUUAUAUCUACAUACUUUUUUCGGAGUUCUUUUUUCCCCACUUUCCAUUGUUAACAACGUCAAUGCGAUCACUGGAAUAUUUGGUAAAACAAUAAAAUUUUAGACAUGGCUUUGUAAUAGUAAUGUACUUUACAACAAAAAGAAAACUUUUUUAAUUUAGUAUACAAUACUGUAAAAAUCUUUAGACAAUUUUCUAUUUAUUGUCAUUUUAGAAGUGUAAUAUAUACCUCAAAGUCCUGAUUUCACAAGAUCCACUAUGCACAAAAUCAUCCAUCAUUACUCUUGCAAUGUCACAUGUUACACAUAGAUAAUGCCCUCCUUUUUGGUUCCCACAUUCAAACUGAGCGGCUGGUCCAUCACCAUGAAAGAACCUACAAAAUGAUUGUAUUGAUUACUACUAUCAUCUUUAAAAGCUGUACAUAUACAUCAUUAACUUUGUAGACUGUCAAAAAAGCCUUGUUAGAUAUACCUGAUUUUAUCUGUUAUUUCUGAACCAUUUUUCGAUAUUAGAGUAUUUUCUAUUUCCAUGAUACAUUCAAUGCGUGUAUCAAUAUACAUGAUUUGAUCAUCAUUGGCUCUACACUGACCAACAAUGUACACUUCAGGUUCUUCUAUAACUGCUUGGACAUCGAUGUUUUCAUUCGUCAUCUCCAUGUAUUCAGAAUUAGUGUAAAAAACUGCUUCGUCAUAUAGUAAAUUAACUGUGAAUACUAUAUGGCCAUGAUUAGCUAAAAUAAAUUAUUUUAAAAGUAUUAGCACAAUACUAUUUUAUAAACGUUUGUCACCAUUCAGUUUCAUUUCAGCACUUUUUUUCAACAGUAAUACAAUUGUUAUGAUGAGCCAGCAUGAUUAAAUGUGUUAAUUUUAAAGUGAAAUAUUAGUCUUGCAAUAUUAUAUACAUACCUAUCACAGAUGCAUCAUGCCAUAUUUGUAAAUUACGAGUCGUUUCAAACUUUUUUAAUAAGUUUUGCUUCUCAUCAGUUGUUGCAUCAUAUUGAAAUUCAUUAAGAUUUUUCAGACGGCUGUCCACUUCUUCAUCUGUUAGUAAUUUGUAAUGAGUGUUCGGUUUGCUUUGCAUGUAUUUCUCAUAUUUUUGCAAGGUAUGUUUCUGAUAUACAAUAAUGGCAACUUUCUUCCCUCAGUUUCGAUUGAUUGUUCUGUGAUGUUGUUAUCUUGAACAAUAUAUUUUUUCAUCUUUUUCGCUGGUAUUACUUCUCCAAGAGUAUAUUCUCCAGAUUCAAGUUUGCGUUUUAUGUCAUUCUUCAGCUGAGUGUUAGUGCAUUCCAAUGGCAUAGAAAUUUCACUGCCAGGAAAUUUUUUUUUUGACCUUCUAAUCAUUGCAUUUCCAUUAUUUCUUUUUUUUUUCAAUUAAAUCAUCUAUGUCUACACCUUCACUGAUUAAAAAAGCCUUCACUAUCUGACCACCGUUUUUCGAGUAUUCACCAUUUUCAUUUUUCACUCCAUAUUUUCGUGCCAAUUCUGACCAAUUUCCAACUUUUAUUUUUUUAUCCAAAUUAGAAUGUAUUUCCUUAAGUAGGUUUUCCUUGUCCCAUGUCAUUUCAUGCAAAACUCCUGUGUGGGUUUUUUGUUUCACUAUUCCAAUACUCUCAUUAUGUAUUCGAGCACGGACUCGUGUUUCUGCAACUUCAUGAUUUUCAAAUGACCUCAGCAUUCUUUCCUUGUUUCUAGAACUUAGUGAUUGACGUGUACCGAGACACCUUUCCACUGAUGUUGAACGUAGGUCAUUGUUGAUUGUGUUAGUUAUAUCUCUCAGUUGUUUUCUUUUUAUUUGCCUUUUUUGAUAAUUUGAGAGUUUGCUCUGAAUAUUGAACUCUGGUAUUUUUAACAACGUAUCAGUAAAGGAAGUUUCAUACUUUUCUUUAAAUCUACUGUCAAGCGAUUUAACUAUGUUCCUUGCAGUGUUCUUUGGUUUGGAGUCAAUUUUAAAUUGUAUUGAACUUUUAGCUGUAUCACUUUUUCCUGACAAUGAUCCACUAAAACUUUCCAUUCCUGUAGUGAAAUUUUCAAGACAGCCUUUACAAUUUUCCAAUGUGUGUUUUGAUCUGUCAUUGUCUGACAUGUUCAUAAAGACAGUGGGUGAAAAUGUUUUGAAGAAAAAUUGCUUUUCCUUGUUUUUGUAUUUCGCUAGUUUCAAUAAACUAGCCUUGAGCUUUCCCAUUCCAUUGUUAAAUGUUCGAUAAUCAACUGUAUAUUCUGCUUUUCUCUCUAGGAAAAAUGCUAUGAAGCGAUCAAGUUUUUGUUGAACUGAUAGCCCCUGGAUAAGAUCUUCAUCGUUGGUUAAAUAUGGCAUAUUCAAUCGUCUCAGAUGUAAUAUGACUUUGGCGAAUCCACACGAAGUAUGAUUUGUAAAUACGGCCAUGCUCGAAUGAAGAAUAUUUACUUAACUUACUAUAUAUAAAGAAAUCAUGCACACACCGAUAACAUAUUUAACGCGGGAAACUUUUAUAGUUGUUUACAUUUUUUUUCUACCAUUUUCCUAAUAUAUUUAAUUCUAAAUUAUUUGCUAUUGUUUUAUCUGCGUUUUUUAUUGGUUAAUGCUAAAUUAAUUAUUUUCAUAUGUAAUGUUAAUGUAUAAUUUAUGCAGAAAUAUACUAUUAAUAUUAAACCGAUUUAUUGUUUAUAUUGGUUGUCGUUCUGCAUAAUUAACGAUUAUUGCGCUCGUUCCCGAAUUUGUGCCAAAUGACCCGAUUUUGUGUUAAAAUUACCGAGAAUCAUUAAAAAUAGUUUAGGAAUCACUUAUUCAAAGCUAAUUUUACCGAAACCUAAUAAAUUAUAUCAACGACAACUUCUGAAAAAAACAUGUAAUCGAUCAAGCGUGAUUUCGCAAGGAAACGUAUGUUUUUUUAACUUUUUUGGUGCGUCUGAUUAUGUAAAUACAUACAUAAACUGAAAUUUAGUGACUUUGUAAGUGGAAAGUGCUGACGAUCGACUAAUCAUAGAUGCUCUAGAAUGGUACGGUUCGUUUGAAAUCAAUUUCACGUGUUUAUACCGAGUGAAAAGUGUGCCUAAAUCCAUUACAUGGCACUGUAUGCCUUGGUAAAUCAUUCCAACAGACAGAUGUAAGAGAAGAUAUUUAAUAAUACUCCAUAUUAAACCAUAGCUGAAAGAAGCAUCUUUUCAGCAAAAAAAAACAGCAUGUGAAUAGCGUCAAUACAAGCCGAGAUAUAAGAAAAUGAAAAACACCAAUUUUCCGAUCAAAAUUGAGAAAGCCCGGCCUUAAAUGACUUGAGCAGCACGACGUCCCCGAGGUUCUUGAAUAUCUCCUACCUGGUCUGUCAUUAGAAUUUCCAUUUCUUGGAAGUCUUUUUAGUAUUGGCAUCAAGACAUGAACCACUUGCAAUUCAUGUCAUAUUACCAGCUCCUCAGAAGUUAUAGCACCAUGCAUCCAACUUUCUCUGCACCCUACGUUACAAUCUUCCUUAGAUAAUUUCUUUGAAAGCGAGGAGUUGUCAGACACCAAUGCCUACUUUUGCCAUGUUUGCAACGCUCAUCAAACUGCUCUAGUUGAAAAAGAGGUAGUGUCGUGCGGUUCCCAUCUCAUUUUACAGCUAAAACGUUUUGCCAGUGCCAACGGCCUUGUGUCAAAAAUUGCCUCUCGUAUUACUGCUUACCCUGGUACCCUUUCCUGCCCUUGGUUAAAGUUCUGUUUAUCUUUUCAAAUGUGUUGUGUCCUUUUUAUGUUUUUAUAUUUUUUAAAUUAAUUCCUUGUAAAAAGGGAGAAUUGUGGUUUUAGAGGCAUUUUCUCUAGAGGAGUAUAACCUCUAGCUUAUUUCCAAAGGCCUAACAGGUUGGGUUUAUCAUUGCGGUGGCUUGACACCUCUUUGUAAAUUAUUUUCUUAAUUGAACUGGGGAAAGAAAUGUGGCUGAAGAUAUCGCUGCGCAGUAAAGUUUUGAAUGGGAGUCGAAAUAGGUGACAUAAGCUGUGGUUGUGGCACUGACAAAAUUUGCAAAGACUUUGGUUAUUUUGCAAAAAUUGUUGUUUCCGAUGUUUCAAUUGAAAUCUCCUGAUGGAAUACCACCGUCUCGAUUAGAAAACCUUAGCUUCGUCAUAUCCAGGCGAUCAUCCGCAUCUUUGCACUUAACCACCUGAGCACUGCCUUGGGAAUGCGAUUGGGCUACUGGUGCUGGAAGUGGAUCUUUGGCUGUUUCCUAGCAGCAAGGCAGUUUGACGCGUGAAGAAAAGUGAGAAUUCCUUUGUUUUAAAUUUGCUUCUUAUACCACAAUUGCAAGGUGGGUGCGUUUAUCGUAUAGAGCGUCAAGCCAGUCUCAAGUCCAAAACAAUUGGCAAUUGCAUAAUCCUCAUGCGGAGGAACGUUUUUUGUCAUAUUUUUGUAGCUUCUCGUAAAGAGCCUUUGUGUUUUUGGCAUCCCUGUUGCUGACACUACUCCCAUUUAAUGCCAUGAAAGCACAACGUAGAACGCCAACCCUUUGCCAACCAUAACAUCUUUUCAAAUGUGUUGUGUCCUUUUUAUUUUAUUUUUUUUUAUAUAUUUUUUUAUUUCCUUGUAAAAAGGGAGAAUUGUGCUUUUAGAGGCAUAUUCUCUAGAGGAGUACAACCUCUAGCUUGUUUCCAAAGACCUAAUAGGUUGAGUUCAUCAUUGCGGUGGCUUGCCACCUCUUUGUAAAUUAUUUUCUUAUUUCUCUUCCAUCUGCACUCUAACUCUCAGCCUCAUUCUUACUUUCCAGAUCUACUACCUCUCCCCCUCUAAUACGCCUGACAAAUCUGUCUUCAAGAUGCCUUGCUCGUCAACAUCGGAAUCGUGAGCAUCCUCAUUACUGUUAAUCAACCAAAUUCCGCUUAACGUAAUCUACAUUGAAAAUGAUGUCCGUUUGUUUGAACAGGUACUCCAUGCCAAUGGCUUCCCCAGUGUAUUGGUUCGGCGGACAUUGGCUGUUUUCCAAAUUUUCGUGGACAUCUAAAUGCAGAUCAUUGAACGUCGCCACUAUUUCUAUGUUGAAGAACCUCAAAGAAUCUUCAACGAGGCCAGCAACUCCUGUCUCUUCUCAUGGCGUUCAAUCUACAUUCGCGCUGGUACCAUGCACGAAGCCAAGGUGCUACCCCUCCAACACCUGUACACAUGUAACACAACACCGCCUUCCUUUAGACCUUAGUAUACAGCUUGUUGCCAAGUGUGUCCUGAAUACAGAUUAGAUGUUAUUUUUUAUUAUUUCAGAUAUUCACUACAUCAGGUUUCAGAAGAGGUAGUACACCAAGAGCCAGUGAAGCACAGAACUUAGUCUUUAACCAGUUAUCUUGUCUCCAUUGAACCUUUAACAUAAAAAUGACUUAAAAUCCUUGUUAAAACAGCGAGUGGGCGAAAGAAAAUCACUUUGAUGGAUGAUUUCGUAUAUUUGCCUCUUGUCCACCAACAGCAAUGCCUUGCCAAUUCUUUUCUGUUGACCGAUUUCAGGACGGCUUUCUCUGUCGGCUCACUUACGCCUUGUGCCUUUAAUUUCUCCCUUAUUUGCCAUUAUAAGAUUGCGGUAAUCUUCCACGUCCCAUUCGAACAAACAACUUGGUAAUUAAAAUUAUUUAAACUUGACUUUAAAAAAGGAAAGGAAGCUGACAGUAUUAAAGCAAAAACUUUUAUAAAGUACCUCAUACAAUAUGUGCGAUUGCGAUGUGCACAGGAUGGUUGGAGAUGAAACGCGUGCCUUGUCAUACUUAUCCACAACUCCAUCUGCCAUAUUUGCGCCAUAUUCGUUACCUACAUUCGUUACCUAACUGGCUGAACUUUUUGCUUCGCCAGAUAGCUUCUUAAGGAUGUUUUUCCUAAGUCUGUUUCAGGACGACGCCAAAUACAGAGGUAAUGGCCGUCUUCACAUUCUAGACUGGAGGUUGCCAGAAGCCAUUUUGACUGUGGUAGCACGACAAAGGAAUCAGCAACAGCGUAGGAAGAAAUUUGAUUUUCAUAAAAAGACAACCUCUUUUGGUGUUGUUGGCAAUCAAAGAAAUAUUCCAUGUUCUUUUUUUAUCCAUGACUCACUGUGCAGUUUGACUAGAGUGUUGUGCAACGCUGUUGGGCUAUUACCUAACGUUCUUGACUUGAGUAGGGAUAAAACAUUUGAAUCUCAAGCAUAUGUAUACCGUAAGAAGCUGAUUUAAAAUAUGAUUAUCCCAAGCCAGAACAGUGAAUCUGCAAGGGCAAAUUAGGUACUCAGUUGCUAAGUAGUAAUAGUCAGCAACAUCUGAUAUUAGAGAUUUAAGCGAAUUUUGUUGUAAAUCCCGUUUGAUUUUAAACUUCUGUUGCAGGAUUCUUUGCAACUAUACAUAACAUUCAAAUAUUCAAAUACAAAAAAAAAAUAGGUACGUUUAUGUCUUAAAAUCUAGAUUUUAUACUCAGAUACUUGUGAAAGUGUUGCUCAAACUUUGUUAGAAAUCUGCAUGCUUAAUGACGCUGAGCAUUCUUUUAAUUCAGAGGUUGAUUGACAGAAAUGAACUGAUGGUGAAUCCUAAUUAAACAUUUCAUUAAGUCACGAGGUAAUGGUAUUUUAUUUAAAAAUGUUACAAACUUCUAAAAAGACAAGUUUAAUAUGUGCUUAAUAAUGUGUUUAACUAUUACAUACUUAUAUAUAUUAAAAUUUAAUUGCUACCUCUUUUGCAGUUGAAAUUGUUCCCCAAUUGUAGUUGUACAAGGGCCAACUGUAGAAAUUGGUGUGCGUAACAAAGAUGAAAUCUUUUUUGGUUUAAACUUUGGACAAUACAAUAAAUUGAUUUUGAAUCCUAAGUAGAAACUUAAAGGAUUAAGAAUACUAUCAAAAAAAUCAAAAGACUAAGAAAACAACAAUUAGAUUUCAAGGUUAAAUAUGGCCUGUAUGGGACUCAAACCCACAACCUCUCACUGAAAAUAAGUGAUUGCUCUUCCAAUUAAGCUAACAAUCUUAUAAGAUGAAACUUUAUGCUGUUGUCAUAAUAAACUUUAAAUUUUAAGUUAAUAUAUUAUAAAUGAUAAUUUAGGAACUUACCCUGAACUUCUCAGGAGAUAUUUGUUUUGCGUAAUUAAAUUGUUUCCGAACAACCACAGAGGAAGAAUAUACAAUAGAUGUCGAUGUUCUUAGCACAAAUGUUGAUACAUUCUCUUCAGUACUUGACGACAAUACAAAACCUUAAACAAUUAGUAUCAAAAAUGUCAAUUUAUUAAUUAUAUAUAAUGUGAAUCCAUACACAAAAACGUUUAGUUAAAUGUACACAUAAAUCCCUAGCCCUUCUUGUUAAAGUUAGUAGGAGUUUGUUUAUCAAACACACGCAUUCGUAUACAUAUACAGAUAAACUUCUCAGUAAAUGCGUUUUUCAAGAUAUAUAAAAGUUUCAUCUCCUGAGAAAAGGAAGUUUAACUGUCUUUUUGGCAGUAACUUUGGAGGAAUAAAACCUCGAUGAUUUAACCCUAAAACUUCACAGGUUGAGUAUUUCAUUGUGCCUUGUGUUCAAAAUUUUCUCCUUCUUAGAACGUUAUUCACACAAAAUCCUCACUUGUUUAAGAAAUUCCCAAACGGCUUAACAUCAAACAUACACUUGCGUCUGGGGCAUUUCUUUUUUACAGCCAUCUUUUUUGCCCCAAAGGAAUAUGGUAGCGGUUGUUGUCCCCUACCAAACGUAUAAUCUCCAUUUGCAAACAAGUACAAUCUCCUCUCCAAGGCAAAUUUAGGCAUUCUAACGUGAAAAAAUGACAACAGAAAUCCUUUUAUAGCACUUAUGCGGUGUAUUGGUGUAAACAACCACAAUAAUAACCAAUACUGCGUAACCACACUACAAAUUUACAACAUUAUAAAACACAGGGACUAUAGUAUUAGCACUAACUGAAAGCUUGGCUUCAUAUUUAUCAUCAGCAGCUAAAAGACAAGCUGAGCAAACAUUUUCUAUUAUGGAGCUCAUAGACGACUUUAUGCGUUUCUAAUUAAUCCACAAGAGACAAACUAAAGCCUACCUAAACUUCCGAGAACAGAAGCAACUACAAAUAACUUUUGAUGCCUAAACACCCAAAACAUAGUGCCACCUAGCUAGCCAUACAAACACAGAUACAUAAAUUCCAAAAAGAUAUUAUUAAAUCAAACACUCAAACAGCCUUUUGUGGCUUUCAAAAGCAUAAGAAGAACUGCUACACAUCAUAUAGACACAUAUUUUCAGCCAAAAGCCAAGAAAAAUUCAACAAAUGGACAAAAUUUUGCACUGCUUCAACUGUUGCAUCUUUUCGCUUUUGACCGGUUAUUUUGUUUUCUUCGAAUUUAGGACGAACCAAUGAUAAAUGCGUAUUCCAAAUUUACAAUGCAAUUUCCAAUUCUAUUCAUAUAAAUUAUAAUUUCUAUUUAUACGCUAUGAAAGGACCUAUUCAUAAAUUUGGAAUAAAUUGGAAUAUGCAACAAAAAGAAAACAAUAGGUUUUUGGUUAUUUUCAAAUGUAUGAAUCCCCAGACUAACCCGCACCAACUGAAAGGAAGGAAGGGGCAUAAAAGACUGGAGAAAAGGGGGAAAAGAGGGGGAAAGAGAAAGGAAAAAGAAAAGGCGUGAUGGUGUGUUAGUAAAGGCAUAUGUUACCCGUUUUACAUAAGAAAUUACAUGAACUUAUUUUGUUCCUUUUGUGUCCGCUUUACGCCGCUGCUCUAACCAAAUGUUAUAGGAAGGUGCAUCAGGUUCAUACGAACAGUAUCGUUCCCCCUUAUAUUGUCCGUGGCCUUCCUUUAUUGGUUGAUUGCAUUUGCGGAAGGUGUACUCUUUUUCUGGCUUCUUCUUUUUCACAGAUGUUGUAGGCUGAUGGUAUGACAACAUGUUGGGCAUUUGUAGGUGCGGAAUUUGCAUCGGUAGUUGGGAAAAAAGAUUGUAGAAAUGUGGUGGAAUGUAUGGUUGGCAAAAAGAACUUGGCGCAAGGCAUGACAUCGGCGCAAUAAAUUGCGGCUGUAAUGUCGGCGGUCUUUGCAGCACCUUUGGUUUAGAUGCUCUUUUUCUAGGUGUUUUUUGGGUGCUGGUGUUGUAGCAGCUGACGCUUCAUCUGUUUCAUUACAAAGUCAGGUGUUGGGAUGGCUCCAUCUCGAUUUAAGAAUUUUAGCCUGGCCAUAUCGGAGCGAUUUUCAGGAUCUUUGUAAUUAACCACGUCAAUGUUGCCUCGUGAGUUGGAUUGAGCAGCAUGAGGUGGAAGAGCAUCUGUAGCUGUUUUCUUGCCGUUGGAUAGGUGGACAACCUGAAGAAGAGUUAAAAUUUCUUCCCUUCUUGUAUGAUUUUUAAACCACAAUCGCGAGGUGGUUUCGUUUAUGGUGUAAAAUGUCAAACCAGUCUCCUCCAGCAAAGAACUGUUAAAAAGGCGAGCACGGAUGUUGUUGUACUCGCCAAUGAUCCUCUUCAAGCGGGAAUCGUAUUUCCUUGGAUGCACAGAGCUUCGACGAUCCUGUUUUUUGAUGGCAAUAAAGCAGAAAAGGUGCCGGACUAAAAGCAUCUUUUUAUCGCCACGAUCCCUACGUGAACUUCCCGUUUGCGUGAAGAAAACCGGCCUCUCGACUGCCUUUUCAUCAUGGUUUUUGUAUACCAACGGUUUUUUGUCGUAUGCCUCAAGAUCGUUGUAAAGGGCUUUAUUUAAACUUGACUUUAAAAAAGGAAAAGAAGCUGACAGUAUUAAAGCUAAAAAUUUUAUAAAGUACCCCAUACAAUAUGUGCGGAUGGUAGGAGAUGAAACGCGUGCCUUGUCAUACUGAUCCACAACUCUAUCUGCCAUAUUUGCGCCAUAUUCGUUACCUACAUUCGUUACCUAACUGGCUGAACUUUUUGCUUCGCCAGAUAGCUUCUUAAGGAUGUUUUUCCUGAAGUCUGUUUCAGGACGACGCCAAAUACAGAGGUAAUGGCCGUCUUCACAUUCUAGACUGGAGGUUGCCAGAAGCUGAUUUAAAAUAUGAUUAUCCCAAGCCAGAACAGUGAAUCUGCAAGGGCAAAUUAGGUACUCAGUUGCUAAGUAGUAAUAGUCAGCAACAUCUGAUAUUAGAGAUUUAAGCGAAUUUUGUUGUAAAUCCCGUUUGAUUUUAAACUUCUGUUGCAGGAUUCUUUACAACUAUACAUAACAUUCAAAUAUUCAAAUACAAAAAAAAAUAGGUACGUUGUUUAUGUCUUAAAAUCUAGAUUUUAUACUCAGAUACUUGUGAAAGUGUUGCUCAAACUUUGUUAGAAAUCUGCAUGCUUAAUGACGCUGAGCAUUCUUUUAAUUCAGAGGUUGAUUGACAGAAAUGAACUGAUGGUGAAUCCUAAUUAAACAUUUCAUUAAGUCACGAGGUAAUGGUAUUUUAUUUAAAAAUGUUACAAACUUCUAAAAAGACAAGUUUAAUAUGUGCUUAAUAAUGUGUUUAACUAUUACAUACUUAUAUAUAUUAAAAUUUAAUUGCUACCUCUUUUGCAGUUGAAAUUGUUCCCCAAUUGUAGUUGUACAAGGGCCAACUGUAGAAAUUGGUGUGCGUAACAAAGAUGAAAUCUUUUUUGGUUUAAACUUUGGACAAUACAAUAAAUUGAUUUUGAAUCCUAAGUAGAAACUUAAAGGAUUAAGAAUACUAUCAAAAAAAUCAAAAGACUAAGAAAACAACAAUUAGAUUUCAAGGUUAAAUAUGGCCUGUAUGGGACUCAAACCCACAACCUCUCACUGAAAAUAAGUGAUUGCUCUUCCAAUUGAGCUAACAAUCUUAUAAGAUGAAACUUUAUGCUGUUGUCAUAAUAAACUUUAAAUUUUAAGUUAAUAUAUUAUAAAUGAUAAUUUAGGAACUUACCCUGAACUUCUCAGGAGAUAUUUGUUUUGCGUAAUUAAAUUGUUUCCGAACAACCACAGAGGAAGAAUAUACAAUAGAUGUCGAUGUUCUUAGCACAAAUGUUGAUACAUUCUCUUCAGUACUUGACGACAAUACAAAACCUUAAACAAUUAGUAUCAAAAAUGUCAAUUUAUUAAUUAUAUAUAAUGUCAAUCCAUACACAAAAACGUUUAGUUAAAUGUACACAUAAAUCCCUAGCCCUUCUUGUUAAAGUUAGUAGGAGUUUGUUUAUCAAACACACGCAUGCGUAUACAUAUACAGAUAAACUUCUCAGUAAAUGCGUUAUUCAAGAUAUAUAAAAGUUUCAUCUCCUGAAAAAAGGAAGUUUAACUGUCUUUUUGGCAGUAACUUUGGAGGAAUAAAACCUCGAUGAUUUAACCCUAAAACUUCACAGGUUGAGUAUUUCAUUGUGCCUUGUGUUCAAAAUUUUCUCCUUCUUAGAACGUUAUUCACACAAAAUCCUCACUUGUUUAAGAAAUUCCCAAACGGCUUAACAUCAAACAUACACUUGCGUCUGGGGCAUUUCUUUUUUACGGCCAUCUUUUUUGCCCCAAAGGAAUAUGGUAGCGGUUGUUGUCCCCUACCAAACGUAUAAUCUCCAUUCGCAAACAAGUACAAUCUCCUCUCCAAGGCAAAUUUAGGCAUUCUAACGUGAAAAAAUGACAACAGAAAUCCUUUUAUAGCACUUAUGCGGUGUAUUGGUGUAAACAACCACAAUAAUAACCAAUACUGCGUAACCACACUACAAAUUUACAACAUUAUAAAACACAGGGACUAUAGUAUUAGCACUAACUGAAAGCUUGGCUUCAUAUUUAUCAUCAGCAGCUAAAAGACAAGCUGAGCAAACAUUUUCUAUUAUGGAGCUCAUAGACGACUUUAUACGUUUCUAAUUAAUCCACAAGAGACAAACUAAAGCCUACCUAAACUUCCGAGAACAGAAGCAACUACAAAUAACUUUUGAUGCCUAAAGACCCAAAACAUAGUGCCACCUAGCUAGCCAUACAAACACAGAUACAUAAAUUCCAAAAAGAUAUUAUUAAAUCAAACACUCAAACAGCCUUUUGUGGCUUUCAAAAGCAUAAGAAGAACUGCUACACAUCAUAUAGACACAUAUUUUCAGCCAAAAGCCAAGAAAAAUUCAACAAAUGGACAAAAUUUUGCACUGCUUCAACUAUUGCAUCUUUUCGCUUUUGACCGGUUAUUUUGUUUUCUUCGAAUUUAGGACGAACCAAUGAUAAAUGCGUAUUCCAAAUUUACAAUGCAAUUUCCAAUUCUAUUCAUAUAAAUUAUAAUUUCUAUUUAUACGCUAUGAAAGGACCUAUUCAUAAAUUUGGAAUAAAUUGGAAUAUGCAACAAAAAGAAAACAAUAAGUUUUUGGUUAUUUUCAAAUGUAUGAAUCCCCAGACUAACCCGCACCAACUUUAAGGAAGGAAGGGGCAUAAAAGACUGGAGAAAAGGGGGGAAAGAGAAAGGAAAAAGAAAAGGCGUGAUGGUGUGUUAGUAAAGGCAUAUGUUACCCGUUUUACAUAAGAAAUUACAUGAACUUAUUUUGUUCCUUUUGUGUCCGCUUUACGCCGCUGCUCUAACCAAAUGUUAUAGGAAGGUGCAUCAGGUUCAUACGAACAGUAUCGUUCCCCCUUAUAUUGUCCGUGGCCUUCCUUUAUUGGUUGAUUGCAUUUGCGGAAGGUGUACUCUUUUUCUGGCUUCUUCUUUUUCACAGAUGUUGUAGGCUGAUGGUAUGACAACAUGUUGGGCAUUUGUAGGUGCGGAAUUUGCAUCGGUAGUUGGGAAAAAAGAUUGUAGAAAUGUGGUGGAAUGUAUGGUUGGCAAAAAGAACUUGGCGCAAGGCAUGACAUCGGCGCAAUAAAUUGCGGCUGUAAUGUCGGCGGUCUUUGCAGCACCUUUGGUUUAGAUGCUCUUUUUCUAGGUGUUUUUUUGGGUGCUGGUGUUGUAGCAGCUGACGCUUCAUCUGUUUCAUUACAAAGUCAGGUGUUGGGAUGGCUCCAUCUCGAUUUAAGAAUUUUAGCCUGGCCAUAUCGGAGCGAUUUUCAGGAUCUUUGUAAUUAACCACGUCAAUGUUGCCUCGUGAGUUGGAUUGAGCAGCAUGAGGUGGAAGAGCAUCUGUAGCUGUUUUCUUGCCGUUGGAUAGGUGGACAACCUGAAGAAGAGUUAAAAUUUCUUCCCUUCUUGUUGUCCACCUAUCCAACGGCAAGAAAACAGCUACAGAUGCUCUUCCACCUCAUGCUGCUCAAUCCAACUCACGAGGCAACAUUGACGUGGUUAAUUACAAAGAUCCUGAAAAUCGCUCCGAUAUGGCCAGGCUAAAAUUCUUAAAUCGAGAUGGAGCCAUCCCAACACCUGACUUUGUAAUGAAACAGAUGAAGCGUCAGCUGCUACAACACCAGCACCCAAAAAAACACCUAGAAAAAGAGCAUCUAAACCAAAGGUGCUGCAAAGACCGCCGACAUUACAGCCGCAAUUUAUUGCGCCGAUGUCAUGCCUUGCGCCAAGUUCUUUUUGCCAACCAUACAUUCCACCACAUUUCUACAAUCGUUUUCCCAACUACCGAUGCAAAUUCCGCACCUACAAAUGCCCAACAUGUUGUCAUACCAUCAGCCUACAACAUCUGUGAAAAAGAAGAAGCCAGAAAAAGAGUACACCUUCCGCAAAUGCAAUCAACCAAUAAAGGAAGGCCACGGACAAUAUAAAGGGGAACGAUACUGUUCGUAUGAACCUGAUGCACCUUCCUAUAACAUUUGGUUAGAGCAGCGGCGUAAAGCGGACACAAAAGGAACAAAAUAAGUUCAUGUAAUUUCUUAUGUAAAACGGGUAACAUAUGCCCUUACUAACACACCAUUACGCCUUUUCUUUUUCCUUUCUCUUUCCCCCUCUUUUCCCCCUUUUCUCCAGUCUUUUAUGCCCCUUCCUUCCUUACAGUUGGCCAGCGCGGUUUCAGGUGGUGAAUGCAGCAUUUUUUCGUAUCCACGACUCGCUGUGGAGUUCUACAAGAGUGUUGUGUAACGCUGUUGGUCCAUUACCCAACGUUCUUGACUUCAGCAGUGAUAUGACCUUGAAGUCACAGGCAGCACUUAAAAUCGAAUGCAAACAUGCGUCGUGACAUCCAUAGGUAUAUAUCCUACGCAGGAAAUACGACUCUGGUUUGGGUUUAAAUGCAAAUAAAAAGUUAACGGCUUGUGGAUAGUUCCAAAGCCUAACGGGAGUUGCGAGCGUUCCUGUUCCGCAGAAAAAAUGUUUGGCGACCCAAUGGAGAUCUGCAGGAGCCAUAUUUUGAUUCCAAUAUCGUGGAAGUCUGUCAGUAACAUCAGAUGGAGGCUGCAUACAAUGAAAACGCAUUUAAACAUAUUUAAAAUUGCUGCCAAUGUCUCAUAAAAGGAAUAGGAAUAACAAAAAAAUCCUCAUCGAUAAUGUCAUACAAACUUACCAAGAUAGUAUCAGAUGAAACAUGUGAAGAAUUGGGUGCUAUAGCGAUAGUUGUGCUACUUUUUAACGAUUUAGACAAACCCUACAUGGUUAUGGAAUAGAAAUUAGAUUUAAGGAAUGUAUGGAUUACAAUAUAUAUUAUUAUUAUUAUUAUUAUUAUUAUUAUUAUUAUUAUUAUUAUCAUUAUCAUUUAAAAAUGCUUAUACAGGAUAAUGAGUAUGUAGGCAGAAUAUAAUUAGACAAAAAACGAAUCAUAAAUUUAGUUUUACAACGAUUUUUCCUAAAUGUUUGGCUACAUCACAACAUGGUCAAACAUAAUUUACUAGUUCAGUUGGUGCUCCAAAAUUUAUUUCACUUUAGAAAGAAAGCUCUAUCAAAUUUUGAGAUAAUCCAUUCUGCACAAUAUGCUUUAGUUUCUUCUAAAAAAAUAUGUAUUUGCUGUUUAGUAGCAAACAGAUAUUUCGGAUGUAGUCGACGUGGAAGAUGAAGGAAAUUCAGAAAGUAAGAGUGAGGAAGGAAGAUGGAUUUCUGGUUGGCAUAAAGUUGAUGUUCUGGCUCGUGCUUUGCUGGCACUAAAUGGCUUCAGUGUCAGUGCUACAAACGUUAAAGCCCUUUACGACGAUCUUGAGGCAUACGACAAAAAACCGUUGGUAUACAAAAAACAUGAUGAAAAGGCAGUCCAGAGGCCGGUUUUCUUCACGCAAACGGGAAGUUCACGUAGGGAUCGUGGCGAUAAAAAGAUGCUUUUAGUCCGGCACCUUUUCUGCUUUAUUGCCAUCAAAAAACAGGAUCGAUUUUUUUUUUGAUUUUUGAUUUUCUCUUUAUUUAACGUCGAUAGAUACAAUAGUAUUUAAAUAACUAAUUUAAAUCGACAACAAAACGUAAAACAAGGCAAACAGCGAAAUAAGUAAAGUUAAAAUAUGUAUGGUAUAUCCAUGCAUAUUUUACAGGUGCAAACAUCACCUCCCCAAAAUUUUAUUGAGCUACGGAAGGCUUCGAGAGAAGGAGCAUUCUUUGUAGCGUCAGGCACAGAUAUCCAUAGCUUCCCUGCAAUAUUUGAUAAAGUAUUUAAGCCAUAGUACGUUGUCCGACAAGUUGGUCGCCUGAUUAAAUUAAAGCAACGAAGGUUGUACUUGUUUUCCCUAACAGAAAAUAUCUCGUUCAUAUAUAGAGGUGACAAUCCAUUUAAAAAUUUGUAAACCUCUUUCAUUAAAUUCGUCGAAGCUCUGUGCAUCCAAGGAAAUACGAUUCCCGCUGGAAGAGGAUCAUUGGCGAGUACAACAACAUCCGUGCUCGCCUUUUUAACAGUUCUUUGCUGGAGGAGACUGGUUUGACAUUUUACACCAUAACGAAACCACCUCGCGAUUGUGGUUUAAAAAUCAAACAAGAAGGGAAGAAAUUUUAACUCUUCUUCAGGUUGUCCACCUAUCCAACGGCAAGAAAACAGCUACAGAUGCUCUUCCACCUCAUGCUGCUCAAUCCAACUCACGAGGCAACAUUGACGUGGUUAAUUACAAAGAUCCUGAAAAUCGCUCCGAUAUGGCCAGGCUAAAAUUCUUAAAUCGAGAUGGAGCCAUCCCAACACCUGACUUUGUAAUGAAACAGAUGAAGCGUCAGCUGCUACAACACCAGCACCCAAAAAAACACCUAGAAAAAGAGCAUCUAAACCAAAGGUGCUGCAAAGACCGCCGACAUUACAGCCGCAAUUUAUUGCGCCGAUGUCAUGCCUUGCGCCAAGUUCUUUUUGCCAACCAUACAUUCCACCACAUUUCUACAAUCGUUUUCCCAACUACCGAUGCAAAUUCCGCACCUACAAAUGCCCAACAUGUUGUCAUACCAUCAGCCUACAACAUCUGUGAAAAAGAAGAAGCCAGAAAAAGAGUACACCUUCCGCAAAUGCAAUCAACCAAUAAAGGAAGGCCACGGACAAUAUAAAGGGGAACGAUACUGUUCGUAUGAACCUGAUGCACCUUCCUAUAACAUUUGGUUAGAGCAGCGGCGUAAAGCGGACACAAAAGGAACAAAAUAAGUUCAUGUAAUUUCUUAUGUAAAACGGGUAACAUAUGCCCUUACUAACACACCAUUACGCCUUUUCUUUUUCCUUUCUCUUUCCCCCUCUUUUCCCCCUUUUCUCCAGUCUUUUAUGCCCCUUCCUUCCUUACAGUUGGCCAGCGCGGUUUCAGGUGGUGAAUGCAGCAUUUUUUCGUAUCCACGACUCGCUGUGGAGUUCUACAAGAGUGUUGUGUAACGCUGUUGGUCCAUUACCCAACGUUCUUGACUUCAGCAGUGAUAUGACCUUGAAGUCACAGGCAGCACUUAAAAUCGAAUGCAAACAUGCGUCGUGACAUCCAUAGGUAUAUAUCCUACGCAGGAAAUACGACUCUGGUUUGGGUUUAAAUGCAAAUAAAAAGUUAACGGCUUGUGGAUAGUUCCAAAGCCUAACGGGAGUUGCGAGCGUUCCUGUUCCGCAGAAAAAAUGUUUGGCGACCCAAUGGAGAUCUGCAGGAGCCAUAUUUUGAUUCCAAUAUCGUGGAAGUCUGUCAGUAACAUCAGAUGGAGGCUGCAUACAAUGAAAACGCAUUUAAACAUAUUUAAAAUUGCUGCCAAUGUCUCAUAAAAGGAAUAGGAAUAACAAAAAAAUCCUCAUCGAUAAUGUCAUACAAACUUACCAAGAUAGUAUCAGAUGAAACAUGUGAAGAAUUGGGUGCUAUAGCGAUAGUUGUGCUACUUUUUAACGAUUUAGACAAACCCUACAUGGUUAUGGAAUAGAAAUUAGAUUUAAGGAAUGUAUGGAUUACAAUAUAUAUUAUUAUUAUUAUUAUUAUUAUUAUUAUUAUUAUUAUUAUUAUUAUUAUUAUUAUCAUUAUCAUUUAAAAAUGCUUAUACAGGAUAAUGAGUAUGUAGGCAGAAUAUAAUUAGACAAAAAACGAAUCAUAAAUUUAGUUUUACAACGAUUUUUCCUAAAUGUUUGGCUACAUCACAACAUGGUCAAACAUAAUUUACUAGUUCAGUUGGUGCUCCAAAAUUUAUUUCACUUUAGAAAGAAAGCUCUAUCAAAUUUUGAGAUAAUCCAUUCUGCACAAUAUGCUUUAGUUUCUUCUAAAAAAAUAUGUAUUUGCUGUUUAGUAGCAAACAGAUAUUUCGGAUGUAGUCGACGUGGAAGAUGAAGGAAAUUCAGAAAGUAAGAGUGAGGAAGGAAGAGGGAUUUCUGGUUGGCAUAAAGUUGAUGUUCUGGCUCGUGCUUUGCUGGCACUAAAUGGCUUCAGUGUCAGUGCUACAAACGUUAAAGCCCUUUACGACGAUCUUGAGGCAUACGACAAAAAACCGUUGGUAUACAAAAAACAUGAUGAAAAGGCAGUCCAGAGGCCGGUUUUCUUCACGCAAACGGGAAGUUCACGUAGGGAUCGUGGCGAUAAAAAGAUGCUUUUAGUCCGGCACCUUUUCUGCUUUAUUGCCAUCAAAAAACAGGAUCGAUUUUUUUUUUGAUUUUUGAUUUUCUCUUUAUUUAACGUCGAUAGAUACAAUAGUAUUUAAAUAACUAAUUUAAAUCGACAACAAAACGUAAAACAAGGCAAACAGCGAAAUAAGUAAAGUUAAAAUAUGUAUGGUAUAUCCAUGCAUAUUUUACAGGUGCAAACAUCACCUCCCCAAAAUUUUAUUGAGCUACGGAAGGCUUCGAGAGAAGGAGCAUUCUUUGUAGCGUCAGGCACAGAUAUCCAUAGCUUCCCUGCAAUAUUUGAUAAAGUAUUUAAGCCAUAGUACGUUGUCCGACAAGUUGGUCGCCUGAUUAAAUUAAAGCAACGAAGGUUGUACUUGUUUUCCCUAACAGAAAAUAUCUCGUUCAUAUAUAGAGGUGACAAUCCAUUUAAAAAUUUGUAAACCUCUUUCAUUAAAUUCGUCGAAGCUCUGUGCAUCCAAGGAAAUACGAUUCCCGCUGGAAGAGGAUCAUUGGCGAGUACAACAACAUCCGUGCUCGCCUUUUUAACAGUUCUUUGCUGGAGGAGACUGGUUUGACAUUUUACACCAUAACGAAACCACCUCGCGAUUGUGGUUUAAAAAUCAAACAAGAAGGGAAGAAAUUUUAACUCUUCUUCAGGUUGUCCACCUAUCCAACGGCAAGAAAACAGCUACAGAUGCUCUUCCACCUCAUGCUGCUCAAUCCAACUCACGAGGCAACAUUGACGUGGUUAAUUACAAAGAUCCUGAAAAUCGCUCCGAUAUGGCCAGGCUAAAAUUCUUAAAUCGAGAUGGAGCCAUCCCAACACCUGACUUUGUAAUGAAACAGAUGAAGCGUCAGCUGCUACAACACCAGCACCCAAAAAAACACCUAGAAAAAGAGCAUCUAAACCAAAGGUGCUGCAAAGACCGCCGACAUUACAGCCGCAAUUUAUUGCGCCGAUGUCAUGCCUUGCGCCAAGUUCUUUUUGCCAACCAUACAUUCCACCACAUUUCUACAAUCGUUUUCCCAACUACCGAUGCAAAUUCCGCACCUACAAAUGCCCAACAUGUUGUCAUACCAUCAGCCUACAACAUCUGUGAAAAAGAAGAAGCCAGAAAAAGAGUACACCUUCCGCAAAUGCAAUCAACCAAUAAAGGAAGGCCACGGACAAUAUAAAGGGGAACGAUACUGUUCGUAUGAACCUGAUGCACCUUCCUAUAACAUUUGGUUAGAGCAGCGGCGUAAAGCGGACACAAAAGGAACAAAAUAAGUUCAUGUAAUUUCUUAUGUAAAACGGGUAACAUAUGCCCUUACUAACACACCAUUACGCCUUUUCUUUUUCCUUUCUCUUUCCCCCUCUUUUCCCCCUUUUCUCCAGUCUUUUAUGCCCCUUCCUGACUCGCUGUGGAGUUCUACAAGAGUGUUGUGUAACGCUGUUGGUCCAUUACCCAACGUUCUUGACUUCAGCAGUGAUAUGACCUUGAAGUCACAGGCAGCACUUAAAAUCGAAUGCAAACAUGCGUCGUGACAUCCAUAGGUAUAUAUCCUACGCAGGAAAUACGACUCUGGUUUGGGUUUAAAUGCAAAUAAAAAGUUAACGGCUUGUGGAUAGUUCCAAAGCCUAACGGGAGUUGCGAGCGUUCCUGUUCCGCAGAAAAAAUGUUUGGCGACCCAAUGGAGAUCUGCAGGAGCCAUAUUUUGAUUCCAAUAUCGUGGAAGUCUGUCAGUAACAUCAGAUGGAGGCUGCAUACAAUGAAAACGCAUUUAAACAUAUUUAAAAUUGCUGCCAAUGUCUCAUAAAAGGAAUAGGAAUAACAAAAAAAUCCUCAUCGAUAAUGUCAUACAAACUUACCAAGAUAGUAUCAGAUGAAACAUGUGAAGAAUUGGGUGCUAUAGCGAUAGUUGUGCUACUUUUUAACGAUUUAGACAAACCCUACAUGGUUAUGGAAUAGAAAUUAGAUUUAAGGAAUGUAUGGAUUACAAUAUAUAUUAUUAUUAUUAUUAUUAUUAUUAUUAUUAUUAUUAUUAUUAUUAUUAUCAUUAUCAUUUAAAAAUGCUUAUACAGGAUAAUGAGUAUGUAGGCAGAAUAUAAUUAGACAAAAAACGAAUCAUAAAUUUAGUUUUACAACGAUUUUUCCUAAAUGUUUGGCUACAUCACAACAUGGUCAAACAUAAUUUACUAGUUCAGUUGGUGCUCCAAAAUUUAUUUCACUUUAGAAAGAAAGCUCUAUCAAAUUUUGAGAUAAUCCAUUCUGCACAAUAUGCUUUAGUUUCUUCUAAAAAAAUAUGUAUUUGCUGUUUAGUAGCAAACAGAUAUUUCGGAUGUAGUCGACGUGGAAGAUGAAGGAAAUUCAGAAAGUAAGAGUGAGGAAGGAAGAGGGAUUUCUGGUUGGCAUAAAGUUGAUGUUCUGGCUCGUGCUUUGCUGGCACUAAAUGGCUUCAGUGUCAGUGCUACAAACGUUAAAGCCCUUUACGACGAUCUUGAGGCAUACGACAAAAAACCGUUGGUAUACAAAAAACAUGAUGAAAAGGCAGUCGAGAGGCCGGUUUUCUUCACGCAAACGGGAAGUUCACGUAGGGAUCGUGGCGAUAAAAAGAUGCUUUUAGUCCGGCACCUUUUCUGCUUUAUUGCCAUCAAAAAACAGGAUCGAUUUUUUUUUUGAUUUUUGAUUUUCUCUUUAUUUAACGUCGAUAGAUACAAUAGUAUUUAAAUAACUAAUUUAAAUCGACAACAAAACGUAAAACAAGGCAAACAGCGAAAUAAGUAAAGUUAAAAUAUGUAUGGUAUAUCCAUGCAUAUUUUACAGGUGCAAACAUCACCUUCCCAAAAUUUUAUUGAGCUACGGAAGGCUUCGAGAGAAGGAGCAUUCUUUGUAGCGUCAGGCACAGAUAUCCAUAGCUUCCCUGCAAUAUUUGAUAAAGUAUUUAAGCCAUAGUACGUUGUCCGACAAGUUGGUCGCCUGAUUAAAUUAAAGCAACGAAGGUUGUACUUGUUUUCCCUAACAGAAAAUAUCUCGUUCAUAUAUAGAGGUGACAAUCCAUUUAAAAAUUUGUAAACCUCUUUCAUUAAAUUCGUCGAAGCUCUGUGCAUCCAAGGAAAUACGAUUCCCGCUGGAAGAGGAUCAUUGGCGAGUACAACAACAUCCGUGCUCGCCUUUUUAACAGUUCUUUGCUGGAGGAGACUGGUUUGACAUUUUACACCAUAACGAAACCACCUCGCGAUUGUGGUUUAAAAAUCAAACAAGAAGGGAAGAAAUUUUAACUCUUCUUCAGGUUGUCCACCUAUCCAACGGCAAGAAAACAGCUACAGAUGCUCUUCCACCUCAUGCUGCUCAAUCCAACUCACGAGGCAACAUUGACGUGGUUAAUUACAAAGAUCCUGAAAAUCGCUCCGAUAUGGCCAGGCUAAAAUUCUUAAAUCGAGAUGGAGCCAUCCCAACACCUGACUUUGUAAUGAAACAGAUGAAGCGUCAGCUGCUACAACACCAGCACCCAAAAAAACACCUAGAAAAAGAGCAUCUAAACCAAAGGUGCUGCAAAGACCGCCGACAUUACAGCCGCAAUUUAUUGCGCCGAUGUCAUGCCUUGCGCCAAGUUCUUUUUGCCAACCAUACAUUCCACCACAUUUCUACAAUCGUUUUCCCAACUACCGAUGCAAAUUCCGCACCUACAAAUGCCCAACAUGUUGUCAUACCAUCAGCCUACAACAUCUGUGAAAAAGAAGAAGCCAGAAAAAGAGUACACCUUCCGCAAAUGCAAUCAACCAAUAAAGGAAGGCCACGGACAAUAUAAAGGGGAACGAUACUGUUCGUAUGAACCUGAUGCACCUUCCUAUAACAUUUAGUUAGAGCAGCGGCGUAAAGCGGACACAAAAGGAACAAAAUAAGUUCAUGUAAUUUCUUAUGUAAAACGGGUAACAUAUGCCCUUACUAACACACCAUUACGCCUUUUCUUUUUCCUUUCUCUUUCCCCCUCUUUUCCCCCUUUUCUCCAGUCUUUUAUGCCCCUUCCUUCCUUACAGUUGGCCAGCGCGGUUUCAGGUGGUGAAUGCAGCAUUUUUUCGUAUCCACGACUCGCUGUGGAGUUCUACAAGAGUGUUGUGUAACGCUGUUGGUCCAUUACCCAACGUUCUUGACUUCAGCAGUGAUAUGACCUUGAAGUCACAGGCAGCACUUAAAAUCGAAUGCAAACAUGCGUCGUGACAUCCAUAGGUAUAUAUCCUACGCAGGAAAUACGACUCUGGUUUGGGUUUAAAUGCAAAUAAAAAGUUAACGGUUUGUGGAUAGUUCCAAAGCCUAACGGGAGUUGCGAGCGUUCCUGUUCCGCAGAAAAAAUGUUUGGCGACCCAAUGGAGAUCUGCAGGAGCCAUAUUUUGAUU